This is a messenger RNA of Malassezia japonica, 525 nucleotides long. RefSeq lists its product as uncharacterized. Bases 1 to 525 code for a protein of 174 amino acids. Gene Ontology annotation, biological process: mitochondrial translation; RNA processing. Lineage: Eukaryota; Fungi; Basidiomycota; Malasseziomycetes; Malasseziales; Malasseziaceae. The transcript has 2 exons. Gene Ontology annotation, cellular component: mitochondrial large ribosomal subunit. The record is from RefSeq and is a predicted model, not a curated record. Gene Ontology annotation, molecular function: structural constituent of ribosome; ribonuclease III activity.
AUGCUGACGUUCUUGAACAGCAACGACUUUUCGACGUAUCGCUCCAUAUCCGGUAAUCAAAACGCCCUGCUGGGCGACAACGAGAGCCUGGCUGUCACUGCGCUCACGCAUGAGAGCUGGAUGUAUGGCCUGCAAGGACAUAACCGCCGCCUGGCCUUCCUCGGCCGCCGCGCGCUCAAAACGUACCUCUCGCUCUACCUGUUCCACCUCCUCUCCGAGGCGGGGCGCGCCGAGACGCUACCGGAUGCCGAGGUGCGGUACCUCCAAAAUAUCCUGUCUGCACCGCACGGUGUGGAUGACUUGAUCCGCACACAAGCGCUCGGCGACCACGUCGGUCGCGCGUUGAAGCUCGAGCAGGUCAUGCGCUGGCACCCUACGAUGGGAGCACAAGUCGCACAGCAGUUCUUCUUGUCACGUAUUCUGCCCAACAUCGAGCAGCUUUCGCGCGAGGCGCCUUCUUCUAUCCAAGAGAGUAUCACCAAGUCCAGCAAGGAGGCGGCCGAGGCCCUGCAUCAUUCGCCUUAG